AGUAUUAAUAACAAAUCAGUUGUUUUUAACACCUUAAUUAAAAUUUUAAAUCUACAGUCCAAAAAAAAAAAAUGCCAAAAUUCCUAAACAUUUUCUUGGUUUUCGUUGUUGUUCUAGUCUUUGCUGCAGCCGUACAAGCCCAGCAUUGUGGUCCCAACCAGGAAUUUUACCCAUGCGGCUCUGCUUGUCCUUCUAGAUGUGGUGAAUUUGGUAUGAAAGCCUGUACCGCAAAUUGUGUUGUUGGUUGCCAAUGCAAACGGGGCUACAUGCUAAACGCAAAGAACGAAUGUGUCCCUCCAGAAGAGUGUUAAUUAAUUGUCUUAUAAUUAAUAAUACAAAUAUGAAAAAUUAUAAGCAUUAUUUUAAUUGAAAUAAAAUUAUUAAAAAAAU
Molecule: messenger RNA, 390 nt
Organism: Lucilia sericata (common green bottle fly)
Lineage: Eukaryota; Metazoa; Arthropoda; Insecta; Diptera; Calliphoridae
Product: chymotrypsin inhibitor-like
Exons: 2
Coding region: 72-311 (79 amino acids)
Source: RefSeq, a predicted model, not a curated record